Messenger RNA from Arabidopsis thaliana (thale cress), 940 nucleotides. RefSeq names its product Bifunctional inhibitor/lipid-transfer protein/seed storage 2S albumin superfamily protein. The coding region runs from base 110 to 478 and encodes 122 amino acids. The transcript has a single exon. The record is from RefSeq and is marked reviewed. NCBI's taxonomy places the organism in Eukaryota, Viridiplantae, Streptophyta, Magnoliopsida, Brassicales, Brassicaceae.
AAAGACUAUAAAUCCAAGCCCUCACCUCCAAAACUAAUUACUCAACAUUUCUCUCCAAACACAAAAUAAAAAAAAAUUGAUUCAAAAGCUUAAUUAGCAGUUUUAAAACAUGGCUUCAAAGAACACUACAGCUUUCUUCCUCACCAUCAACCUCAUCUUAUUUGGCUUCACCGUGGCCCAACCUCCGACAUGUCCAAGGGACAUCGAAGCUUGUAGCAACGUGUUUGGCCUGGGCAGGAUUCUCAACUAUCAAACAGUGAGGCCAUGUUGCACUCUCGUGGAUGGGCUUGACGCCUAUGUGGCAUCUGUCUGCAUCUGCGAUUCCAUUAAAAUAUAUGGCAUCAGUUAUCCAUUCACUGUGGGACUUGUUCAAGUUCUUAGCCUUUGCGGAGCGGACUAUCCCCCACCUGGUUUCAGAUGCAGAGAGAACGAAAUUUCCGUAUUAUCAUAUAAUAAUGGUGCAAGUAUGGCUCUCUAAUAUAUGUGUAGCAUGAUCGUAGUUGUUGCUGAAAUAUAAUAAAGUGAAAACAUUCGUACUAUUACAACAAUUGCUACAACAACUGCUCCAACUCAUAAUCUGGUUUCAUGCUUAUCGCUUUGGUUUGGAAAUUUCCAAUAGUUGGGCCUAUUUCUAAAAAGCAGUGCUCCCUAUAAGGAAAGUAAUGUGUCUCUAUGUAACACUCUUAGUUUCAGAUGACAUAGUAAAAUACUCUUUACCUUGUGUUUGUUCUAUUUUUGUUAUUUCAAGAGGUUUUCAAUGCUAUUAGGUCAGCUUGAAACCGAAUGGACUAUAUAGUUCUGUCUUUUCUAUUGUGCUAGGUUAUGAGGCCCUUAGCCCAUUUACAUAUUGUUAAUGUUGUAUAGAUCAAUUAGGUCUAAGCUAUCUUGUAUAUAAAGGUAUUGUCUUCUACCGUAAUCAAUAAGAGUCUUCUUUCACAAC